Messenger RNA from Cyphellophora attinorum, 639 nucleotides. RefSeq names its product J domain-containing protein spf31. The record is from RefSeq and is a predicted model, not a curated record. The coding region runs from base 1 to 639 and encodes 212 amino acids. Lineage: Eukaryota; Fungi; Ascomycota; Eurotiomycetes; Chaetothyriales; Cyphellophoraceae. The transcript has 2 exons.
AUGGCUAAUGAGAAUGAAUCCGAUGCUCUUGAUGCAAUUGAACGUGAAGCGAAGGAGUAUGAUAAGGAUGCUGAGAUCGACCGCAUUCUCAAAGCGUUUCGACUUGAUGCCUACGCUGUGCUAGAUCUACAGCCUGGCGUGCCAGAUUCGGACAUCAAAGUGAUCUACCGCAAGAAGUCCCUGCUCAUACACCCAGACAAGACCAAGAAUCCGCAAGCGCCAGAGGCUUUCGACAGACUCAAAAAAGCACAGUCAGCCCUGCUGGACGAGAAAGAACGCAAGCAUCUAGAUGAGUGUAUCGCAGAUGCCAGGCAUUUACUUAUCAGACAGCACAAGUACACGGUUGACUCAGAGGAGCUCAAGACAGAUGAGUUCCUGGUCGAGUGGCGGAAGAAGACAAUCGAGGUGCUUGUUGAUGCAGAGGCCAGACGUCGGCGGCAGAUGAAGGCCAAGAUGCAGGAGGAAGGCAGAGAGCAAGCGAAGGAAGAUGCCGAGAUUGCCGAGCGCAAACGCAAACGACAACACGAGAAAGACUGGGAGGAGACUCGCGAUACUCGGAUCAACAGCUGGCGGGACUUUCAGACCGGUGGCAAGAAGAAGGGGGACGGCAAGAAGAAGAAAAUGAAGGUGUUGGGUUGA